AUGGUGUCUAAUGAUUUGAAAGAUGGAUGCUUCUUCACCAUUAUACACAACAAUCUGAAACAAGUGAAUGAGCCUGAAUCGGUUUCAGUUGGUAAAGCAGCAGAGCUCAUUCGGGAUGGCCAUAAGUAUUUGGAUGUUAGGACUUGUGAUGAAUUCAUUGCUGGACAUGUUUCAGGGUCUAUGAAUGUUCCUUAUAUGUUCAGGAGUUGGACAGGAAUGUCAAAAAACCCUAAGUUUGUUGAGGAGGUAUCAUCACAGUUUGAGAAGAAGGAUAAAAUCGUCAUUGGUUGUCAAAGUGGGAGACGUUCAAAUAUGGCUGCAGCUGAUCUUUUAUCUGCUGGUUUUACCUCCGUCACUGAUAUGGCUGGUGGCUAUUCUGAGUGGAUCAAAUGUGAUCUUCCUACAGAGAAAUGAAAUGAAAUGAAACUGACAGAGAUUAUAAUCAAGUGUAAACACAUAAUAGGAAGACAAUGGAUUUGUUGUCUGUCAUCCUUAAUUGAAUAAGAAUGAAUCACUAGGCAUUGGAGUUUUUUUUCUUCUUUUUCCUUGAUUCAAUAAUAAGCAUAUUGAUUGAUACAUACUGUUUUAAUGGUUUCUCUCUUCUUGAUCAAUAGACCACAUAUAUGUAUGAUGAGUUUCUGCCUGAAUCAUUUCCAUCAA
Impatiens glandulifera is the source of this 660-nucleotide messenger RNA. Its product is annotated as thiosulfate sulfurtransferase 16, chloroplastic-like. The record is from RefSeq and is a predicted model, not a curated record. The coding region runs from base 1 to 414 and encodes 137 amino acids. Lineage: Eukaryota; Viridiplantae; Streptophyta; Magnoliopsida; Ericales; Balsaminaceae. The transcript has 5 exons.